Molecule: messenger RNA, 215 nt
Organism: Geodia barretti
Lineage: Eukaryota; Metazoa; Porifera; Demospongiae; Tetractinellida; Geodiidae
Source: the annotation of a GenBank genome assembly
GUUCAGUGACUAUUGUGGAAGAGCUCAAUGAUCUACCGUAGUGACUUGCGGCAAGAAACAAGCGAUCGCUUGAUAUGCGUGCACACCUCCGGAAAAUUUGGAGACGUUCUGUGAAUAAAUCAACGCUUCAACUGCUUCCGGCAACAAUAUAGGGAUUGUGUGAUGGGGCUGGGGGUAUAGUCCCUGCAAGAGAGAGUUGGCUGGUAGACAAAACC